Messenger RNA from Phragmites australis (common reed), 1192 nucleotides. Its product is annotated as cis-prenyltransferase 4, chloroplastic-like. Gene Ontology annotation, biological process: polyprenol biosynthetic process. The transcript has 3 exons. The record is from RefSeq and is a predicted model, not a curated record. Lineage: Eukaryota; Viridiplantae; Streptophyta; Magnoliopsida; Poales; Poaceae. The coding region runs from base 218 to 1066 and encodes 282 amino acids.
AACCCGUUCGCUCCCCAUUUCGUCAUAUGAUGCACAAAUACAAAUAAGCGUUUUAACUAAUUGUCCGUGGAAAAGAAUACAGUUGGGCAAGAUGCUCCAAGAGUCCAAGUCGUUUGGCGCAGCAGGCAUAACGAUCGAUUUGAGCCUUUGGUGCCGGAGAAGUUGAUCCAAGAAGACCCCAACGCCACGAGGCAAGAGGCCCAAAACGAGAGCUCCCAUGCUGCUAUCCCGCUCCCCAGCUGCUUCCUGUAAGCUACUCGCUCCCUCCCGUCGCACGCGCCUUCUGACACCAUGCCCGCGCGCGGGGGCCACCGAGGCUGCGCUCCUCCCGGGCGGGCUGCGUGCGGAGUCGCUGCCGCGGCAUGUGGCGGUGGUGAUGGACGGGAACGCGAGGUGGGCGCGCGCGCGGGGGCUGCCGUCCGCUGCCGGGCACGAGGCCGGGCGGCGCGCGCUGGAGGAGACGGUGCGGCUCUCCCGCGCCUGGGGCGUCCGCGCGCUCACCGCCUUCGCCUUCUCCCACGAGAACUGGAGCCGGCCCAAGGCGGAGGUGGACUUCUUGAUGGCGCUGUUUGAGCGGGUGAUCCACGACAGUGUCGCUGAGUUUUUGAGGGAAGGAAUUCGGCUACGUGUAAUCGGCGACUCCUCAAGACUGCCAGUUUCCCUACAGAAGAUUGCAAGAGAAGCGGAGGAGGCCACGAGGACCAACUCAUCAUCACAGCUCGAUCUCACGCUGGCAAUCAGCUACAGCGGCCGGAGGGACAUAGUGCAAGCAUGCCGGAAGCUCGCGCAGAAGGUGCAGGGCGAACUGCUCAGGCCGGAGGACAUCGACGAUUUGCUGUUCGCCGAGGAGCUCGAGACGAGCCCCGCCGGCGAGUUCCCGUACCCCGACCUUCUCAUCAGGACUAGCGGCGAGCUGAGGCUGAGCAACUUCCUGCUGUGGCAGUCGGCGUACUCGGAGCUCUGCUUCACGGACACUUUGUGGCCUGACUUCGGGGAGGCCGACUACCUCGAAGCGUUGGCCUCCUUCCAGAGCAGAGACAGGCGGUUCGGUGUGAGGAAAUUGUAGUUGGUCAGUGCAACUGAAAGUCUGAAACAUGAUGAGUUUGGGACUCGUGGUAAUCGCAUGGUGCGGUUGUGUCCGAUUGUUACAACUUAUAAAUGGAGCUUGGGUUUUCCCCAGGAUUUCGAUCAA